Messenger RNA from Vespula pensylvanica (western yellowjacket), 9925 nucleotides. RefSeq names its product Down syndrome cell adhesion molecule-like protein Dscam2 (gene Dscam1). Gene Ontology annotation, molecular function: cell-cell adhesion mediator activity. Gene Ontology annotation, cellular component: plasma membrane; axon. Gene Ontology annotation, biological process: axon guidance; homophilic cell-cell adhesion; dendrite self-avoidance. The transcript is spliced from 31 exons. Lineage: Eukaryota; Metazoa; Arthropoda; Insecta; Hymenoptera; Vespidae. The record is from RefSeq and is a predicted model, not a curated record. The coding region runs from base 175 to 6399 and encodes 2074 amino acids.
UGGUGGCAGCAGCAGCGUCGAGCCGAGCGACGCCGUUCACCGGUUCACAUUCUUCGGUCGUCCUCGGUCGAAGGAAGUACGCGUUCUUUGUUCGUGUUUGCGUUACGUUCGUUUACGAUCGACGCGCAUCUGCGAGCCCUGCUGUCGUUUUCGGUGAAAAUCAGUGAGAUCAGGAUGUGGCGUGAACCUCCAGGAGGGGGGUGUAAAACACCUACCUACAUCUUCGCUAUGAUUCUACUGGCUCUACUGGCAUUGACGAAUGUUGCUACCGCUGAGGAUGAAUCUAUGGGACCCGUUUUCGUUAAGGAACCACCAAACAGAGUUGACUUUUCGAAUGGAACUGGAGCUGUCGUUGAAUGCCAGGCUAGAGGAAAUCCCCAACCGGACAUUAUCUGGGUUCGUGGCGAUGGUACUGCUGUUGGAGACGUUCCUGGAUUGAGACAGGUCCUACCGAAUGGAAAUUUGGUCUUCCCUCCUUUCCGUGCCGAGGAUUAUCGUCAAGAGGUUCAUGCUCAGGUUUACAGCUGUCUCGCACGUUCCCCAGCCGGUUCAGUUCACAGCCGAGAUGUUAAUGUAAGAGCCGUGGUCGGGCAGUACUUUGAAGUUCAGGUUUACGACCAGUUCGCGAUACGUGGCAACGCGGCCAUUUUCAAAUGUCAAGUUCCCUCCUUCGUAGCAGACCACGUGGAUGUUGUAGGUUGGAUCGACUCGAAUGGCGGAAGUUACGUUGCCGACGACCAGUCAUACGUUGUCGGGCAGCGGUAUGCAGUGAACGUGAUGGACGAACACGUCCUACGGGGGAACGCUGCUAUUAUCAAGUGUCACAUACCGAGCUUCGUCGCCGAAUUCGUGGAAGUCGACUCUUGGAUCGAAGACAAUACCACUGACAUUUAUCCUAGCCCCGAUUAUGAUGGAAAAUACUUGGUUUUGCCCUCUGGAGAAUUGCACAUUAGAGAUGUUGGACCCGAAGACGGAUACAAGACCUAUCAAUGCCGCACGAAACACAGACUCACCGGAGAAACAAGAUUAUCUGCUACUAAGGGACGUCUCGUCAUUACCGAACCGGUGGCAACGAGGAAGCCAAAAUUCUCGAGCGACUCUAAGAUAGUAGGCUGGUAUGAUCGGGCAGCAGGUCAAGAUCUCACCUUGUUGUGUCCUGCCCAGGGGUUCCCAGUUCCAACUUAUAGAUGGUACAAGUUCAUCGAAGGUUCUUCUCGUCGUCAACCUGUUCAGCUAAAUGAUCGCGUUCGUCAGGUCAGCGGUACUUUGAUCAUUCGUGAGGCUCGUGUUGAAGAUUCCGGCAAAUAUCUUUGCAUCGUUAACAAUUCCGUUGGUGGUGAAAGCGUGGAAACUGUUUUGACCGUCACUGCACCCCUUGCCGCUGAAAUCGAACCUAGCACCCAGACAGUUGAUUUUGGAAGACCAGCUACUUUCACUUGCAACGUUAGAGGCAAUCCGAUUAAGACGAUCUCGUGGUUGAAAGAUGGUAAGCCGCUUGGACUCGAAGAACCAGUACUUAGGAUCGAAAGUGUUAAGAAGGAAGACAAGGGAAUGUAUCAAUGCUUCGUUAGAAAUGAUCAGGAAAGUGCUCAAGCUACCGCUGAAUUGAAACUUGGAGGAAGAUUCGAACCACCACAGAUCCGUCAGGCUUUCACCGAGGAGACUCUUCAACCCGGACCCAGCAUGUUCUUGAAGUGUGUUGCCAGCGGAAAUCCUACACCUGAAAUUACUUGGGAACUCGAUGGAAAACGGUUAUCUAAUACGGAAAGAGGACAAGUAGGACAAUACGUUACGGUCAACGGUGAUGUCGUCUCUCAUUUGAACAUCUCUAGCAUUCAUACCAACGAUGGAGGUCUUUACAAGUGUAUUGCUGCAUCAAAGGUUGGCUCUGCUGAACACUCUGCUCGUCUCAACGUUUACGGCUUACCCUUCAUUCGUCAUAUGGACAAGAAAGCUAUCGUCGCUGGUGAAACUCUACGUGUUACUUGCCCCGUUGCUGGUUAUCCUAUUGAAAGCAUUGUCUGGGAACGCGAUACCAGGGUACUUCCGAUCAACAGAAAACAAAAGGUCUUCCCGAAUGGCACUCUCAUCAUUGAAAACGUCGAACGAAUGAGCGAUCAGGCUACGUACACGUGUGUUGCCAGAAAUGCACAAGGAUACAGCGCACGAGGAACAUUGGAAGUUCAAGUUAUGGUGGCACCACAGAUCGGGCCCUUCUCGUUCGGUGACGAAGCCGCAAACGCGGGAGAAAUGGCGACCGUUCAGUGUGCCGUAAUAAAAGGCGAUCUGCCUGUUGACAUCGUUUGGUCGCUGAACGGUCAGCCGGUCGACGUUACGGACGCGCAGACCAAUCAGAAUUAUGAUCGUCAGGAUAUUAUCGUGAGCAGGAGCAACAAACGAGCCAGCACUUUGACGAUCGAUUCGGUCGCUGCAAGACACGCGGGCGAAUAUUCGUGUACGGCGAGCAACGCAGCCGGAUCCGCCACGCACUCCUCGGUACUUUCAGUUAACGUGCCACCUCGUUGGAUUCUGGAACCUACCGAUAAAGCUUUCGCACAAGGCUCUGAUGCACGCGUUGAAUGUAAAGCCGAUGGUUUCCCGAAACCCCAGAUCACAUGGAAGAGAGCUGCUGGAGACACCCCUGGCGAUUAUACUGACUUGAAACUGAGCAAUCCUGACAUUAGUGUUGAAGAUGGAACCCUCUCGAUCAAUAACAUUCAGAAGACCAAUGAAGGCUAUUAUCUUUGCGAAGCUGUUAAUGGUAUUGGAGCUGGACUUUCUGCUGUCAUCCUUAUCUCUGUUCAAGCACCUCCUCACUUUGAGAUCAAGCUCAGAAAUCAAACCGCACGACGUGGUGAACCAGCUGUAUUACAAUGCGAAGCACAAGGCGAGAAACCAAUUGGCAUUUUAUGGAACAUGAACAACAAGAGACUCGACCCGAAGAGCGAUUCGCGUUAUACCAUCCGAGAAGAGAUUUUGGCUAAUGGUGUUUUAUCUGACCUUAGUAUCAAGAGAACUGAAAGGAGUGACUCGGCUUUGUUUACCUGUGUUGCAACGAAUGCUUUCGGCAGCGAUGAUACCAGCAUCAACAUGAUUGUUCAAGAGGUACCGGAAGUUCCUUAUGGUCUUAAAGUAUUGGAUAAGUCUGGACGUUCGGUUCAAUUGUCAUGGGCAGCUCCAUAUGACGGAAAUAGUCCUAUUAAACGAUAUGUUAUCGAGUAUAAAAUCAGCAAGGGCUCCUGGGAAACCGAUAUCGAUAGAGUACUUGUGCCUGGCUCUCAACAAAACGUAGCUGGUGUGUUCAAUCUGAGACCUGCCACGACUUAUCAUCUUCGUAUUGUAGCUGAGAACGAAAUUGGGACGUCUGACCCAUCUGACACCGUAACUAUCAUCACUGCCGAAGAAGCUCCAAGUGGCCCACCAACUUCCGUCCGAGUCGAUGCUCUUGAUCAACAUACUCUCAAGGUAACCUGGAAACCACCCCCACGUGAAGACUGGAACGGCGAGAUUCUUGGCUAUUAUGUCGGCUACAGGCUUUCAUCCUCAGACAAACCAUACAUGUUCGAAACCGUUGAAUUCUCUAAGGAAGAUGGAAAGGAACAUCACUUGCAGAUCAUGAAUCUUAAGACCUAUACUCAAUACAGCGUCGUUGUUCAAGCAUUCAAUAAAGUUGGUUCUGGACCGAUGAGCGAGGAACGAAGACAACAUACGGCCGAAGGUGUACCCGAGCAACCACCCCACGAUACGACUUGCACUACUCUCACUUCGCAAACUAUCAGAGUUUCAUGGAUGUCGCCCCCUCUUAGUGCUGCAAAUGGUGUUAUUACUGGUUACAAGGUCAUUUACGGUCCAUCUGAUACCUGGUAUGAUGAGAAUACGAAGGAUACCAAGAUCACCUCCUCCAGCGAAACCAUUUUGCACGGCUUGAAGAAAUACACGAACUACAGCAUGCAAGUUUUGGCCUUUACCUCUGGUGGCGAUGGCGUUAAAUCUGCACCGAUUCACUGCCAAACUGAACAAGAUGCCCCUGAAGCACCAAUCGCCGUAAAAGCACUCGUCAUGUCUCCUGAAUCGAUUCUUGUUUCCUGGCGCCCACCAAAUCAACCAAAUGGAGUAAUAUCACAAUACACUGUUUACACUAAAGCCGACAAUGUAGAAGAACCAACUAGUCAGAAAGUACCACCAAAUCAAUUAACUUAUGAAGCUACUGGACUUGACAAACAACGUAGAUACGAAUUCUGGGUAACUGCUAGCACGAACAUUGGUGAAGGAGAAGCUUCUAAGAUUGUGACAUUGGGACCAAGUGUACGAGUACCGGCCAAGAUUGCAUCAUUCGACGACAAAUUCACUGCGACUUAUAAGGAAGAUGUAAAGCUACCCUGUCUUGCUGUUGGCGUACCUCUACCGGAAGUAACAUGGAAAGUACGUGGCUCCGUUCUUCAACCCAGCGACAGAUUGAGACAAUUACCUGAAGGAUCUCUGUUCAUCAAAGAAGUGGACCGUGCCGAUGCUGGAGAAUAUUCAUGCUAUGUUGAGAACUCUUUUGGACAUGAUACCGUUACUCACCAACUCAUCGUUAAUGCUCCACCACAUUCACCACAAGUCACUCUUACUGCUACUACCACUAAUUCGCUUACGAUGAAAUUACGACCUCACCCAACUGACAAUGCACCUAUUCAUGGAUAUACGAUUCACUACAAACCUGAAUUUGGCGACUGGGAAACUGUUCAGAUUAGUUCUACGGCGCAGAAAUAUACUUUGGAAAACUUAUGGUGCGGCUCUCGAUAUCAGAUCUAUGUUACGGCUUAUAAUGGCAUUGGCACUGGCGAUCCAUCAGAUAUUUUGAACACUCGUACCAAAGGAUCUAAACCCAUCAUUCCUGAAGCAGCAAGAUUUAUUGAAGUAUCUACCAAUAGCAUCACCCUUCACUUGAGCGCUUGGUCUGACGGUGGCUGCCCCAUGUUAUACUUUGUCGUUGAGCAUAAGAAGAAGCAUCAGCAAGAAUGGAAUCAGGUAUCGAACAAUGUUAAACCAGGCGGUAAUUUCGUAGUUUUGGAUUUGGACCCUGCUAGCUGGUAUCAUCUUCGUGUUACGGCUCAUAAUAAUGCCGGAUUCGCGGUAGCCGAGUAUGAAUUUGCGACUUUGACUGUAACUGGAGGUACGAUUGCUCCGCCGGUACGUAACGAUGAUAACAAGAAUACCGACGUCAGACAUUAUUUCCCAUGGUUACCGAGUUGGCUCGAUGUUAACGUUGUAGUACCGGUUGGAGCUACGAUCGUCGUCAUUAUCGUAGGAAUUGUCGUCAUUUGUGUCGCAUUGUCUAGACGAACCCGAGGCCCGGAACAAACACGGCUGCGAGGUAUCUCUUCAGCCGACGAGAAAUAUUACGAGGGACAAUAUGACGUAGUAUAUCAACAAACCGGUGUUGGUGGCGCUACACUCGACAAACGCAGGCCUGACCUCCGAGACGAAUUAGGAUACAUCGCACCCCCGAACCGCAAACUUCCACCUGUUCCUGGUUCCAACUAUAACACCUGCGAUCGCAUCAAGCGAGGUACAGUGAUAAGUACGACAGGUUCGUUGAGAAGCCACUCAACGUGGGAUCCAAGGAGGCACAUGUAUGAGGAAUUAAAUCAUUGUGCACCAAGCAGAAGGUGCCCACCUCCACCGCGUAUGGGCAGUUCGGAGGGUCUCUCUCACAGAGGCAUGGAAGAUGAGAUCUGCCCGUACGCCACUUUCCACUUAUUAGGAUUCCGUGAAGAAAUGGACCCGAGCAAGGCUAUGCAAUUCCAGACUUUCCCUCAUCAAGGAAAUGGACAUUCCGGAACUAUGGGACCACCAGUUGGACAUCCGACUAACGCUUCUGCUCACAGUCGCUCUGGAUCUCAAUCUAUGCCCCGUCAGAACGGUCGAUACUCUAGAGUACCAUCCCAAGGAGGUGGCAGCGGAACACACGUUUUCUCUCCCGAAUAUGAUGACCCUGCUAACUGCGCUCCCGAAGAAGAUCAAUACGGCUCUCAAUAUGGACAAUACGGUGCUCCUUACGAUCAUUAUGGAUCUCGUGGAUCGGUUGGCCGUCGUAGCGUUGGAUCUGCUCGUAACUUACCCGUCUCUGGAUCACCUGAACCACCACCACCACCACCAAGGAACCAUGAUCAGAACAACUCCAGUUUCAACGACAGCAAGGAAAGCAACGAGAUUAGCGAAGCUGAAUGUGACCGUGAUCAACUUGUCAACCGCAACUAUGGCGUGAAUGCUCGCGGCAAGGACGGCAUGACCACCGAGGAGAUGCGUAAACUCAUAGAGAGGAAGCCAAACGAAGCCACCGGCCGGCAAACCGGCAGCCCCCACGGCGGUCACGGGGGACUCCUCACACCCUACGAUACUGUGGCAGUGUAACCUGUAAAUCCAUCAUCAUCCAUGGUCUUCCGACUCUCUCGUUGACUGCGACCGAAGAUUCGAGAGAAACGGAAACGAAGCGCACGCUAACUCUUCCCCCGGUGCUGUCGUCGGUCCAAUUUGCAACGAUUUUAACGAUUUAAAAAAGAAAAAAAAGGAAAAACCAAAAAAAAAAACAAAAAAAGAAAAAAAAGAUCACAAAAUAACAUCGUCGCGAGUAGAUUCCAGAAUUCGAUGAAUUAAAUUUUACAAGGGUUGUGCACACGUUUAUCAGAUGUACGUACGUACGUACGAGACAACGAGCAUCGUCCUCGCGACGAGGACCACCUCCUUCGGCCGUUCUUGACCAUAUCUCGAAUGACUUCUAUAUUCUCGUUGGCCUUAUCUCUUUGUUUCUUCUCUCAUUUAGAUUUCUUCUAAUUUUUUUCUUUCUUUUCCCUUUUCUUUCAUUUAUUAGCAUUGAUUUUCGCUCAUUAUUUCAUCAAAGGCCAGACUCGAAACUGCCUCUCUAAUUGACUGCCUAACGAGGACGAAGGAGGUCGAAAGGUCGACGGCUAGAGAAAUGAAGAUAAUAACAAUCGAUCAGCGAGUUCGUCACACAAGAGUUGUCUCUUCUCAGAUCUCACGCGUUUCGUGACACCCGGCACAGGUUCGCGGACGCUCUCGUACGACAGCGAAACAAAACGAAAUAACAAUAAGGAAAUAGCAUACAAACAUAUAGGAAACGCAUAUAUGAAAAAAAGAAAAAAAAUAGUAAAAAGACAAAAAAAAAAGCAACAACAACAGGAAAAGAUCGCGGGAAAAAAGAAAAGAGAAGCGUGCUCUCGGCGACGGUUCAUUUUCCGGGGGUUUUACGCGGGAAAUCCUAGGUUAAAGGUCAUGUCUCGUUCUAUUGGACGCAUCGAGACGAUAAUAUGAGAUUAGUUACUCGCUUUUAAGUCAUGGUUGUGCCACACUGCCGCUACCCGCAGGCAUAUAUACAUAUAUACGUUACAUAUAUGUACGUACAUAACAUAUAACGGAUAUAACGGAUAUAUACAUAAUAUACGAUUUAUAAUUUCGUAACGAAGGUUGUGUCCCCCCGGGGGUCGAAGAUAUAUCGAGUCUCAAUGUCGCGGAGAGCAAGUGUAGAGAUCGUCGUGUCGUCAUCGUCGUCGUCGUCGUCUUCGUCGUCGUUUUCGUCGUCGUCGUCGUCGUCGUCGUCGUCAUCGUCCGUUGAGCAGAAACGAUGAGAAAGAAAAAUGAAAGAAAUCCAAAUUGAAAACUCUCGCCGAUAGACUUAUCCGAAGGAAGAACGCGGCACGCCAUCGGAAACAUGAUAAAAAAAAAAUAAUAAUAAUAAAUAAACAAAUAUAAUCCUCAUUACGUACUCUCUUUACAGGCUACGCGCACAUAAAAACACAUUUACACUCACAUUGAAUCUCUCGCAAUACACAAGUUUCACAUACAAGCUACACUUGCUGUCGGUUUUUAAUCGUCCUAACAUAAAAAAAAAUUAUAUAUAUAUACAUAUAUAAAUACGUGUAUGAUGUGAAUUCGAUGCGUGUAUACGUAUUUAUAAAUCUACGCGUAUUAUGUAUUACUGAUAAUUAAUUAGUCCGCUCUAAUUACACCUAUAUUAGCCGCGCUAAAUUUUUUGCUCGAGUCGAAGUUCGAAGGAUAACGCGACGAUGAUUAUUAGAGACGUAAUAAGCGAGUCGAAUAAGUAACAAAGCAUAACGAGUGAAUAAAUAAAAGAAACGUAGAUAGGCAUUAAGUUGGACGGAUGGUCGCGAGACGAUAAUCACCGUUUCUCUCACGCAGCCUAACGAUGUGUCGAUCAUCGUCGAUCGAUAGAGGACCAUCACGUUCGAUAAGAAUAGAGAAGCAAAGUAGAGAAAGGCGAACUUUCCUGGUGAAAGUGUCCUCUCGUAGGAUUACAUAGUGCUUUUCUCAAAAUAUCUAGGCUCUUAGCUAGCUUUCUCAUCUUUCGAACGAUUAAUCUCGUCGAACGAUCGACAUCGCGCAAGGAUGCGAUAGCGGUGCGUGUCUCAUAGCUUGUUUUUAUCACGUCACUAUUUCUAGAUAUAUACAUAUAUAAAUAAAUAUAAAUAUAUAUAUACAUCUAUAUAUAUAUAUAUAUUUAUAUGAUUAACGUAACAUAUACAUACGUUGUAAGUAGGAUAUCUCUAGGUGUCGCGUUCAUUUGCCGAGGCGACGAUACGAGACGGACACCGGUUGGCCGAUAAUUGUAUUAUUAUUAUUAUUAUUAUUACUACGACAACAAAUACUUACUAAUUAUUAUUACAAUUAUUGACAUUAUUAAUGCGCGAAGGAAGAACGUUGUCCCUUUAUCUAUUCUUGUCGUGGACGACGGAAAAAGGAUCUCUUAAGCCCUUUUAAUAAAUCCCAAAAAUGUUCAUAUCCCUCUAGGAUACGAUUAGGAAUUUUCCAUAAUAUUCUAAUAUUCGGCCAGCCGGCUCCGACUCGGCGAAGCCGCAGCACUUUACUCAUCGAUGUGAUUUUAGAGGUUUUUGCGCAAAGUCUUGUGUAUGUGUUGUUAUAAUGUAAUAACGAUCACGCUAUAUCAGAUUAAUAUAGCCAUAUUCAAGUCACUUUUACAAAUAACGUAUAUCACGUUUUAAUCACACAAUGCUCGCUGAGCUUUUACGCUUUUAACGCUUUUUCGAAUCUCUAACACUUGAAAAUUAUGAUGAUGAUAAUGAUGAUGAUGAUGCUAAUGUGACGGAAAAAGAAAGAGGAAAAAAAAAAAGAGAAAAGGAAGAAAACGAAAACUUCGCAUAGCCAUACUUUGUAAUCGACCUACACGCACUAACUUAGGCGUUAUACAUAUUUGUCGUCAGUGUUUUAAGAGUAAGCAGGUUUAAGGAAAAUUUGUGAUGAUUGCGAUGUCAUUUAGAUCAUUAAAUGGAUAACUUCUUUCUUUUUGUCAUUAACGACGCGCACUAUCGAAAUCCGAAUGGCAUUUUAUAUGCAACACUUUUUUCCCCCGCAAUGAUUACUUUAAGAAAUGCUGUGAAAACGAUUGCGAUGAUCGAUAGAUCGAUCUAUAUAUAUAUGUAUAUGUAUAUAUCCACAUAUAUAUAUAUAUAUAUGUAUGUGUAGGUCGUGAAAGCUUAAUUGACUGCGUGCAUUUCACACUUUUUCCUUUCUUACGAUAAUAAUGAUAAUAAUAAUAAUAAUAAUAAUAAUAAUAAUAAUGAGCGAACGCGGUUCUUCGAGCUUACUGUGGACGGAGUGUUGUACGUCGUUUUUUCCUGUUACUUCACGAUACUUUUAUUAUCUUUAUUUGUCGUUGUUUUUUCUUCGUUCUAUUAAGUCUAUGUGCUUUUUCUUCUUUGCGUUUCGUUACUGAUAAGAUUAUAUAUUAUGAGAUUUUAUUAUUGAUUCUCGCAUAUCUCCGCGAUUGUAGAGACUCGAGGAUCCGCGCGCGGUAUACCGUUUCCUCAAUGCCCAAUAUUUUAUGUUUUUGUACCAAAGUUGUAGCGUCUAACUUUACGUUAAAUAAAUAAACCGAAAAAACGAA